UCUCAAGUUUUUCUUGCGGCAAUGUGAUAACGACGACUUUGCCACGUAAGACAAAAGUUAUUUCUCACCGCCGGCGAGCGUGGAGUUGAAGGGAUAAGUUAAAGAAGUGGAAGGUUUGUGAAAGUGAUUGCCCAGUUUCUAAAGAAGUCUGGAGUAAAGAGCUUAAAACAGUAAAUAUUCAAUCUAGUUUGAUUUUUCACCUCAUAUUCUAGGGACGCCAUCCACACACAUGCUACAUUUGGUGCAAUGAGUACAGACCAAAAGAAACGAACUUUGGAAGCAUUGGAGAGAAGGUUUGCUGUAGCUAGAACUGAGCUGCUUCAGCAACAAAAAAAGAGCCAAAAACCGAGAUCGAAUGAGGAAUAUGAAAAAGAAAAUAAUACUAAUACCAAUCCUUCCUCUUCUCUUGUUUCCCCAGCAAAUCUUCCGGCUACUCCAGUUACUCCCUCUUCAAAAAGCUCGCUUAAACCAGAUUUAGAGGAAAAUAUUCCAGCAUAUUCACAGCUCACCCAUCCCGUACAUGAGAAUAUACUGACGGAAAAUGCGAAGUUUCAGAGUAAUAAGGGAAGCAAGGUGGACAUGAUUUUACAUGACCUUCUUCAGCAUGGUGAUUCUGCCCAGAAAUAUAUGCAGGGAUCUAGAAAUAAAAAACUCGACAAUUGGAUCCUUCUUGAUAAUUAUGUACAAGGGCGAGGCAAAUCUACUAAUUCUCGUAUUAGGGCUUUGGAAGCCCACUCAAAGCGGUCUAAAAAGCACAUGUCUAUGAAGCAACACAAGAAAUGCGGAUCAUUAAAUUUACCCCAACAUUCCCUAAAAUUUGACCAUGUUAAGCCGAGGCAUGAGAUGUGGAAAGCUUACAUGUUUCAGCUCCUCAAAAAUACUGGGAAAAAUCAGUUAGCUCAAUGUCUUCUUGGAGCAGAUCUGCAUGGCGCUAUUAUAUAUAUUGUUGACAGCAAGAUAGCAUCUUUCACUGGAGUUAGUGGUAUAAUGAUCCGUGAAACAGCGGAAACAUUUGGGUUAGUCACACAAGAAGACAAAUUUCAUGCUGUGCCAAAAAGAUCGUCUAUUUUUAUGUUCCAAGUUGAUUCCUGGAAGAUUACAUUACAAGGGGACAAACUCACCGGAAGAAAUUUGAGUCUGUGAUCAUCUUAGUUAGGUAAUUUAUCUGUAGUAUGCUGAUAUGAUAUUAGUUUCAAAUUGUAUUUGUUAGAUGUUGAAACAAUUAAGAAAGAAAGUUCAAAAUUUGAGUUUACUUAA
Molecule: messenger RNA, 1257 nt
Organism: Mercurialis annua (annual mercury)
Lineage: Eukaryota; Viridiplantae; Streptophyta; Magnoliopsida; Malpighiales; Euphorbiaceae
Product: ribonuclease MRP protein subunit POP4
Exons: 9
Coding region: 247-1143 (298 amino acids)
Biological process (GO): rRNA processing; tRNA 5'-leader removal
Cellular component (GO): ribonuclease P complex; ribonuclease MRP complex
Molecular function (GO): ribonuclease P RNA binding
Source: RefSeq, a predicted model, not a curated record